Messenger RNA from Felis catus (domestic cat), 8947 nucleotides. It is a transcript of the gene COLQ, whose product is annotated as collagen like tail subunit of asymmetric acetylcholinesterase. The coding region runs from base 5094 to 6431 and encodes 445 amino acids. Lineage: Eukaryota; Metazoa; Chordata; Mammalia; Carnivora; Felidae. The transcript has 17 exons. Gene Ontology annotation, molecular function: heparin binding. The record is from RefSeq and is a predicted model, not a curated record.
CUGGAUCUCCUAAAUCAUGAGAUCAUGACCUGAGCCGAAAUCAAGAGUCAGACACAACCGACUGAGCCACCCAGGUGCCCCUCAUUGCCCACUUUGAAGACUAAACUAUUCAACAGAAAAGGUUGAUGUUUGACUGAAGCCCAUUCACACACUAAUUGAACCCUCUCUGUGGUCAUGAUAGGGAGCAACUAGGAUUGUCUAUUCAUGUGAGUUUACAAACCAGGAGACUGAGGCCCAAAGAUGACUGAUUGUAAGGUUUGAUUAGAAAAGCGUGGAACUGGCCGUCAGUAAGCUUCUCCAACCCCAGCUGGCUGAGAUGACACCUGCCAUUUUUUUCUGCGCUUCCCCGCUCCUUCUGUCUGGCUGGUAGUCGGGGAGAGAGGUCACCGCGUUGUGCUGGUAACCAAAUCUCCGGAAGUCUCCAGUGUCAGACAUCUGGCUUCAUUCCUGGCCUACUACCUACUGGCUGCGUAUGACCAUAGAUGCAUCCCUAAAUCUCUGAGCCUUGUCUAACAAUGAGGAUGAUAAUACUAAUACAAGAUGUAUUGAUACACCUUGUGUGUAUUAGUAUCAGAGAAGGAUGCUGAAUGCUCACAGCCUAGUUCCUAUUGUUGGCGCCUCAUUACCAGGGUAGGGUAACACUAUCUGCUGUAAUAAACAAGCAGUGACAUUUUAAUGGCUUCAUCUGAUCAAAAUUUAUGCUCACCUAACAGUCCAGGGUUCCUGGCUGGGGGCAGUUCCUGUCCACGCUGGCAUUCAGGGAUGUGGACCCCUUCUAUGGCUCCACCAUCCCCUCAGGUCUGAGUGCUCCGCACCGAGGCAGAACCAUUGGCAAGAAUAGUCCCAUGCCCCUAGCUGUUCACACUGCAGGGGGCUGGGGAAGUGCCUCUGGAAGGAGGAGCACACCUCUGGGGGGAGUACUAGCCUUCUCUGCACAGCCCCAGCUCUCCUGGACGUAAAGUCAGUGGCUGGGAGUGAAGAGUGGAAUGAGCCUGUUGGUGAGGGAAGGGCCAGGUCAGUGGGAAAGCCGCCCUGCCCUCCCAGGAGAGCGGUGAGAACAGCAGGAGAGUGGGAGGUGGCAGCGUGGAGAGCCGUCCCUCCAGGGCUGGGUAAGUUGGCCAGCAGGAGGGCGCCGUCUCACAAGGCCGUGUGCAAGACCCCUUUUGAACUCUGACCCCAAUUCUGUGCCGUCUGUGUGGCCUGGGCCAAGUGAUGCCUUCUCUGUAAAAUGAGGAUAGUCUUACUGUGAGGAUUAAACGCCACGAUGCGCAGGAGGUGCCGAGCCCAGUGUUGUCCUUGUUUCGUAAGGAGGAUUUUGCUAAGCAAGGGUCUGCAAGCUUGCAGCACAGGUGCCCCUCCUUCCUCUCAUCUCAGGGAGGCCAGUACUAGUACCUGGUGACCCUCCUUCCUCAGAGUCCUUCUUAACAUAGCAUGCCAGGAAAGCUGUACCAAACAGUUCACUAGCAGGUAGGAUGACCUCCAGAGGCCACACUUCAGGCUUCUUCACCUCUGUAUCCAUGUGGCGUAGCAAGGACUUGACAAUAGUUAGUGUUCAGUAAAUGAAGUAGAAUCUGUUGUAGGCGUCUCUUGGAGGUGGUGUUUAAGAAGAAAUUAUUCUCUUGUUGACAUGGGAAGGAAGACUCUGUUCAAGACUAUUGCCCUAGGUGCAAACCUGUCUCCAUAGGGGAAAGAAUGGGCUCAAUUCUGAAUGUAGUAGGAACAAGUGGGGAUUUAUGGCCAAGGAGCUAUUGGGGGGAGGUGGUCAGUGGAUGGAAAAUUACUAAGAGGAAACAUCAGGGGUUGGGAGAUUCUUGCUAAAUCCAUUCAACGGAAUUCUUGCCAAAGGUGGGCCGGGGUGCUAAGAUGUCAAGGGUAGGGGGAAUGAGGAACUUGGUCAGACAGAUACCAACGGUAGUUAGAUAUCAAGGGUGGGGAGUCACUGUAAAGUGAUUUUGCUGGACUCUUGCUAAAACUGAGCUCUACAAGGGCAGACACAGAGGCCCAAGUUCAAGGCCAUGUCGAGAAGCUGAACAAAGUUUGGUCAAACAGAGAGUCUCUGCCGGUGGGAAGGCAGAUCCCAUAUCUUCCAGUCUACUGCUCUGCCCAUGCAGGUUUGGGGAUGGGACAUCAGACUUGAGGUGCCCUGGGGCUGGUGGAACCCUGGGCUGUGCCUUUAAACAUGCAGGUGUUUUUGCCUCACACUGGGAACUCUGGGUCCUUGAGGAGGAUGCUCCGUUAUCCAGGCCUCAGGAUCUCUCUGUGCAGCAGGGGUGGGAGCCACAGAAGGGGAAGAUGCAAAAAGGACUCCACUCUGGCCCAGAUCCUUGGGGAACAGGACUGCAUGUGGCAGCAGGGGGACAGGAGCUUCUGGAAAAGUGCCCAGGGAGGCGGCAUUCCAGAAGUGGACUUCUGGCCCGGUUGAUAAAUACCAGAGCUGUAAUUAAGACAAAAUACUGUGAAUAUGACACCUGCUGACAGCUGCAGGAAGGCCCCGGAAACUUUUAUUAUGAAUUAGAUUCUGCAGGCCACUCUGCUGUGGUGAGCUGGUGCCUGGGCCAAGGAACCUGAGGGAGCUGAGCAGGCCAGCUGCCUCGAGGGCAGGGGAUGGCUCACCAGGGGAGAAGGGGAAAGAGUGAUCUUCCAUCCAUUUCCAGGGCCCUCAUGAAGGACCAUUUAAGUCUCAGAAAUCAUAACCCCUGAUAGAAGCCAGAGCUGGAAAGGGCUCGGAGCUCAGCUGGUCCAAUGCUCCCAUUUUAUAUUUGGGAAAACCAAGGCCCAGCGGGGGACGUGAAUUGCCAAGGUCACACAACAAGUUACUGGCUGCACCAGGGCUGGAGACCAGCCCAGUCCUAAUCCCAGGCUGCCAUGCUUGGCUGCAGGGCAGUUAACAGUAGUCGGUUGGGCACACAUCUAGGCAUUCAGCCCAGAGUGCUUGGAGAGACUGAGACAAAGUCGGAGAUAGGGAGACGUAGAGACAGAAUGAAAUGGGCAGAGAAGAGAGUUGCAGAAGGAGAGCAACAUGGAACAGAGACAGAAAGAGAUGUUCAUGGGCCUGAGUCACUACGUUCAAAAUAGAGAUUCGAACACCAGCAGGGUGGGGCAGGACCUCAGCGACCAGCUAGGUCAGUCUCCUUUAUUUUUACAACAGUCAAAGUGCAGCUGAGUAGUUGACCUGUGUAAACCUUUUCAGGAACAGUUUGAUGCUGAAUGGUAAAAAGGAAAUGCUUGUGGUGCUAAAAAGUGGCAAAACUUCCAUCUCUAAGAGUUUUUGAACGGGAUUUGAAAAAUGAGCUGUAGGAAUGUGACCCAGUGCAGGGGCAUUUGGGACAAUAUGCCAAUGACAUUUCUGCAACUGUCUGGGAUUUAGGACCAAGCACCCCACGCCCUCUGUGCUCUUUCUGAUGUCUUAGGCUCUGUGUUUUGAGAACAGAGGGAAAUGUUCCAGAGAAGGAACAGAGCCUAACCCUUUCCUCCCUUACUCCUUUCAUCUUGGUACCAGAAGAUCUUCUCUGCUUUCAAAGCUCAGCUCACCUCUUCCAGGAAGCUUUCCCUGAUUUCUCACUUAUAUCCCUCUGCCAACCGGUACCCAUCACUUCUUGUUGUAAAUCCCUCUAGACAUCCCCUAGCCCUGUGUUAGCCACUUCUCUUUUUGUACUUUGUAUAAUAGUUAUCUCUGAAAACGUCAAUAGAAGAGCCCCUCUUCUAUUCCAGGAACUCUGAAAUCCUUUGCUCUAAUCCUCACAACAAACUAACAAAGUGGGUUUUGCUUUACCCAUUUUAAAGAUAAGAAAAUUGAGACUCAGAGUGAAUAACUUCCUCAAGCUAGUAAGUGGCAGCCUGGGUAACUCCAGCCUGGGUUUGCCUGACUCCAGUGCCUGUAUUCUUUCCAUAAAACUGAACGACAUAUGCCAAGGACAGGAACUGUGUCUAGUCAUUGGGUCUUGCAUACAUUUGGCAUUCAGUUUGUGUUUCUGAAUGAAUGAAACAGUAAGUGAAUGAAUGAAUCCAAAGAAUAUCCUUUCUUUUGAAGCCUAUAAAGGCUUCAAAAGCUUUUGAAGCUCAGGGGUCAGUCAACUACAGCCUGGGGGGCCAAAUCCAGUCUGCUUCCUGUUUUUGUAAAUAAAGUUUUAUUAGAAUGCAACCAUGUUCAUUCCUUUAUUCUCUGUGGCUACUUUCAUGUGUAACAGUAGAGUGAUGUUGUGAGAGACACCAUGUAGCCCACAGAGCCUAAAAUAUUUACUGUCUGGCCCUUUCCAGAAAAAGUCUUCUGACUCCUGCAAUGACUUAUGAUUUUUACUAAGCUGGUUAAAACAAUGGUGCUUAUUGAGAAGUACUAAUAACCUUGUCUUUUAUGAUCUAGAAUUGUGUGUGUGUGUGUGUGUGUGUGUGUGUGUGUGUGCAUGCUUGUUAUCAGAUAGAUUCCACAUGUAUCUGGUAUAUGCCACUUUAUUAUUUUACAGGCAGGCUUCAUCUAAAAAGGUUUGCCCCACCAGGCCCUUGGGAAUAUCUGUAUCUAGAUAUAUCUAUAUCUAUGUAUACCUUUUUUAAAUUUUUAUAAUUUAAAAAAUUAAGUUUAGCUUUGUUGGCAGCACCUCAGCACACACAUGGUCAGAGCCAAGAGCCUGGUGACAAAGGUCUUCCCUGAAGUAAAGGAGGGCCUAUUCCCCCAGGACAGUCAUGGUGGGUGUGGACUUUGAGGCUCGCCAGAACAGUAUUGACAGGGGCAGUUUCUGAGCUGAACGAGAAGCAGCCUUUUAGACGGAUUACACUCCCAUUUCCUCUUGGCUGGCAGGGGCGAUCCGAUCCCGGGCUCCCAGCCUCGCCUCCUUCCCUGGGACAGGGGCCCUCUUCUUCCCCCAGGCCGCCCCCAGGGUAGCCUCUGGUGAGGCCAGAGCACUGCCUACCUGUUCCUGCUCCCCGGAGCUCAGGACUGGCCCCUGGACCCCUGGCAUCUGGGGCAGAAGCCACACCAAAGCAGGGAUUGGCUGCCUCCCACCCCAAAUGCCCAGCUGGGAGUGCUCAGAGGCGUGACAGAUCUCAGCCUGUCGCCAGCCUGUGUUCCCUGGCCAGUCCCUCCUUGGGCCUUGCCCACAAUGACGGUUCCAUCACUCAGCUUCACUCACCUGCUCACCAUUUCAGGACUGCUCUGUUACUCAGCUUGCUGCUCGGCUCUUCCCGGCCUGGAUCAGAAGAAGCGUGGCAGCCACAGAGCAUGCUGCCUCCUGACGCCCCCUCCACCCCCACUGUUCCCACCACCAUUCUUCAGAGGAGGCCGAAGCCUGCUUCUCUCCCCAGACAUGAAGAAUUUCAUCCUGGAACUGGAGACCUCACAGUCCUCAUGUGUGCAAGGAUCACUCGGCUCCCCUGGGCCCCCUGGCCCCCAGGGUCCACCGGGACUUCCUGGCAAGAUAGGACCAAAGGGAGAAAAGGGGGAGCUUGGCCUACCAGGAAGAAAGGGUAGACCUGGCCCCCCGGGUGUUCCUGGCAUGCCUGGGCCAGUCGGCCCUGAAGGACCCAGGGGUGAAAAAGGUGACCUGGGUGUGAUGGGCUUGCCAGGGUCAAGAGGACCAAUGGGCUUCAAGGGCUACCCUGGAUCCAGAGGGGAAAAGGGAUCCAGAGGUGAAAGGGGUGACUUGGGUCCCAAAGGAGAAAAGGGUUUCCCGGGAUUUCCUGGAAUGUUGGGGCAGAAAGGUGAAAUGGGUCCAAAGGGUGAGCCUGGGAUAGCAGGACACAGGGGACCCAGAGGAAGACCAGGAAAACGAGGCAAGCAGGGGCAGAAGGGAGAUAGUGGAGUAAUGGGCCCACCAGGCAAGCCUGGGCCUUCUGGUCAACCUGGCCGUCCAGGUCCCCCAGGCCCCCCGGGCCCCCGAUCCGCAGGACAACUUGUGAUGGGACCCAAAGGGGACAGAGGAUUUCCCGGGCCUCCAGGAAGUUGUCUUUGUGGAACCCCUACGAAUGUGAAUAACCCCUCCUACAGGGAAUCCAUGUAUGGGUCCAGCUCCCCUCAUGUUCCUGUGAUUUUUGUGGUCAACAACCAGGAGGAGCUCGAGAGGCUGAACACCCAAAACGCCAUUGCCUUCCGCAAAGAUGAGAGAUCUCUGUACUUCAAGGACAGCCUUGGCUGGCUCCCCAUCCAGGUGACCCCUUUCCACCCUGUGGACUAUACUGUGGACCACCGUGGCUCCUGCGGGGAUGGAGUCCUGCAGCCCGGGGAGGAGUGUGAUGACGGAAAUGAUGACGUGGGUGACAGUUGCAUCAGCUGUCACCGGGCCUACUGUGGAGAUGGUCACCAGCACAAGGGAGUGGAGGACUGCGACGGCUCUGACUUUGGCCACCUGACCUGCGAGACCUAUCUCCCUGGGUCAUAUGGGGACCUGCAGUGCACCCCCUACUGCUACAUCGACUCCACGUCCUGCCGCUACUUCACGUGAAGGGCCUUUGCGGAGAAGGCAGGCUGCAUCCCACAGGAUCGGCAGCAGCUUUUCCACCCUCAUCAAGUUGACUUCACACCCCCCGGUCCGGUUUCCGUCACCUUCGUGUGACAAAAAUAAGGAUGAGCCCUUGCUGCUAAGACAUGCUUUUAACUCGGUCCAACCGGAAGAACUUAGGACCACUGCACCCUGUCUUAAUCUGAGGUACCGGAGAACCUUCCACAUGCCCCCGCUGGGAACCGUUUUCCCAUUGCUACCAUCCAGCCAAAUCGCCGACCUGCAGUGCCCUUUUUCUUCGGAAUGUUACCAACCCAGACCGUGGACUUGGCUCACAACUGUUACCUACGCCUAGACCUGCAGGGCUUUUUGAAUUUGUCGUCAUCCCAUCUGGGUCAUGUGGUGGACAGGCCUCCCCACUCCUCUGACCUCCAGAAAUGUGGGCAUUCUCACCCGGGGCAGCCGGCCGUCAGGUCUCUCCAGGCCUGUGAGCCACAAAGCAGGGAAAUGAACCCGCCUUCUUGGAGUGGCUCCCAGCUCUGCACCCGCUGAGGAACCCCUCAACUGGCCACAGCCCAGCACAGCCUCAUGUGGAUGCAGCUCCCCCAAGAAGGGACCCAACUGUGAAAAAGCCCGGAGAAAGCCACCAAACCGGUGCUCUGCCCCUGGGAGAGGGCGGAGGCCCAGCUGGGUGCUCAGCUUGUGAACAGCAGAACAGUGGCCUUCCUGCUUCUCAGUGUUUCCCAAGAGGGUAGCUUCUAUAGUUUCACCAUCCCCAGCACCACCUUGACCUCGUGGCUCUCAGUACUUGGACCUCUGUCUUGUGAAUGCCCCUUAUGUCCAUCUCUUGUUCAGGAGAUUCACUACCAGAGGGUGUGACUUCCUGAGCCUACACUUGGGCAGGCUUUUGGUGUUUCCGGUCCUUAAGGAGAAUGCCACCCCGGGUCUCCCCAUAAUGAGGCCCUACGACUGAGUACCUGUUCUAGGCAGAGACCAUUUCUGUCCUGAGCUCCAGCUCCUGGCUGCCUGCUGACUCCUGUGCACACCCUGUGACCUUCCCAUUGUGUCUCUGGAGUGCAGAGCCUUGCCCUCGUGUGCCUGAGCCCCUCGUGUUUCUGCAGGGUCGUUAGUCUGGCAUGACUGUGAGCUGCCUUGUACCACCAUCUUUCCUGAGUGGGGCUGAGCUUUGUUUUGGAAAGAUGUCUCCCCAGUGGCAGACCGCAAAUGGGAUUUCCUUGUUUGUUACCAGAUGGAGGGACGCUGUUGAGCUUUUGUACAGAGCACUUUAACGUGCCUGAGUCUUGGGGACUCAGCAGACAAGAGCUUCUGGCCCAGCGGGCUAUCACUAGUGGUCUGUAGCAGAUGGGAUCAACCUGAAGGUGAGGUCUUCAGAGAUGGGCUUCAGACAAGAGCUUCCGGCUCAGCGGGCUGUCACUAGCGGGUCUGUAGCAGAUGGGAUCAGCCCAAGGGUGAGGUCUUCGGAGAUGGGCACACUGGCCAGCUGGGUUCCCCCAGGCUCUACUGCACACCUUGGGGGUGAUGUUGCUCCCAUGAAAGCUGCACCUUCAUGCUGGGAUCUCCGGAUAUCAAGAAAUAUAAGCGGUUUGUUUCCCCACUGUGGCUUUUUCUUCCCUGGGGGUUUUGGACCAGAGUCCCAGCAUUACUGGUUGGAAUGAGGGGUCUGAAUUCACUGUUUCUGAGGCUCUGCAGAGGAUUCUAGAAUGUGGAGCAGUCCCACUCAGAGACAAGGGAGGAAACGGAGGUUGAGAGAUAGGGAGGGACUUAGCCAAAGUCACAGAGCCUGGUCUUGCUAACCUAGCCUCACCCCAGCCUUAUUUUAGGACCCUGUUUAGAACGAGAUGGCGUUCCGGCACUGCCCUUGGACCUGGCACGAGGGGCCCUGUCCUGGGCCUCUUGCCUUAGUACCAAUCUGGCCCUCCUCUGGCCAUGACCCUCCCCACAGGGCAGGGAGUCUGUGAGGCCAAGGCGACAUGCCUAGUGGACACCCCUCUCCCAGACCGUGUUCCAGGUACCCAGGAGACCACAGUUCUCACCCAAGCGGUCCUGAGCCUGAGGCCUCUUCCCCAAGUCUGCCUGCCUGAGUAUGACCUGCAUACGCCUGUAAGCACGAGGGGUGACCAGGGACAAGCUGUGUUUAGGGGUUGCAGAUGGGGCUCGGAUAGGCGGGCUGGAGUUGCCACAGAGAUGCACACGAGGCCCCUCUCAGUGCAGGCUGGGCCUUGCUCUCCUCGUGCUGCCACAGAACUUUGAGGAAUCUAAAUAGUCCAUAUUCAAACCCAGCCUUCUAGGUCUUUAUGAAGGUGUGACUGACAGGUAAGCAGAGAGAACAUACUUAAGAACACUCUGUUAGUUUGAUUAUAAUGUAAAUACGUAGACAUUUGGUGUGUGAGCCUCCACCUAUGCUCUUGUAACCAGAUCCCACAAUAUUAGAGGGGUCUGUCUCCAAGUAUUGCGAGGGGCGUUCUGAAAGGCCCUGAAAAUAAAAGGGUUCAAAGCCA